Molecule: messenger RNA, 1315 nt
Organism: Cladocopium goreaui
Lineage: Eukaryota; Dinophyceae; Suessiales; Symbiodiniaceae
Source: the annotation of a GenBank genome assembly
CACCAAGUGGCUCCUCACUCCAACGUAGUUGAUACAAAUCAGCUUCACCCUGGUCUAGGAUGGGAGAACGGGGAGAAGAUAUCGAGAAGCAGCCUCUCUUGGAGAAGUCGGAUUCCAAGGCAGCUCCAGAGGAAGAUGAAGGCGACUCGAUGUCCUACGAUGCUCGCAAGCUCAUCACCUUUGAAGUCUUCCGCGCGACUACUGGGACCAUCUGGGUGAAGGCCUCGUUGUGGAGGUCCAUGGGCUUACUGCUGCUGCUGGCACUGGCCACGGCCACGGGCUCCGCUCUCUUGGUGAAGGAACCAGAGAAGUUGAAAACUGACGAGUUUAGCAAAUUGAACGGCUUUCUGAAGGCCAUCGUGGGUCUGCUGCUGGGUUUCUUCCUGUCCUCGUCCGUCAACCGCUGGUAUGCAUGUGCCAGCGGCUUCCUUGAGCUCUUCAAUGCGAUUCGUGCGUUGCAUAUGCAGCUCACGGCCAUUGGUGCUCCGAAAGAGCGUGUGCACAUGAUUGUCCGCUACUGCGUGGUCUCUGCCUGCAGCUUGCACUACAGCUUGUCCGGGCAGACCUUGCCAAAGGAUGAGCGCUUGCAAUGGCGCUUUGCCAAGUUCGAAACCAUGUGCAGCGACGCUGACAAGUUGGAUGAUAAAGCCAUCUCCACUGCCAACUUGGCCAAAAUUUACCCCUCGGAGAAGGACCUGUUGGCGAAUGUGGUGGACCCAUCGCAGACACUUUGGGUUUGGGUCACAUCUUUGUUGACCCGCAUGGCAGCAGAUGGUGAGAUCCCAGCGAUGCCAACACCAACCUAUGGCAAGAUCAUGUCCUUGGCUGAUAAGGCCUAUGGGGGAAUCCGAGAGGUGCAAGGGGCAAUCUGUGUCCAGCCACCAUAUGUGUAUGUGCAAACCAUCGCCAUGCUGGUGAAUGUGAAUAACAUUGUCACCGCUGUGAGCUUUGGAAUGACAUUGGGUGUGACUCUAUCUGUGGCAAAGACCAGCAAGAACGUGAGCGAAGUCAUCUCCAAGGAUCUGCAGGAUCUGUUGGUUCAGUUUAUCAUGAGUACCACUGGACCAUUCCUCUAUCAGACCUUGUUGGAAGUUGCAGUCUGCAUCGCACAGCCCUUUGCAGGAGGCCAUGAGAAGAACGACUCUCCCGGUCGAAUCCCGACCUGGAAACUUCUGUCGAACUUGAAGAAGGACCUUGGAGAUGCCGACUACAUGACCAAUCGCCUGCCCUGCUGGGAACAGCCCAAAUUCAAGAGCUGAGAGCCGGAGCUAUCACAAUGCGAAAAGCUGCGGAUCCGCCACCGGACCGAAGAAAA